Molecule: messenger RNA, 1651 nt
Organism: Drosophila mojavensis
Lineage: Eukaryota; Metazoa; Arthropoda; Insecta; Diptera; Drosophilidae
Gene: Spec2
Product: CDC42 small effector protein homolog
Exons: 3
Coding region: 55-495 (146 amino acids)
Biological process (GO): regulation of Rho protein signal transduction
Cellular component (GO): plasma membrane
Molecular function (GO): small GTPase binding
Source: RefSeq, a predicted model, not a curated record
AGUUUCGUCUCGAUUUGAAGGUGUUGUGCGGAUUGUGCGUGGCCUGGUGAAAAGAUGGCAACAAUUGGAGCGGAUCGAGAGGAGCAUUUAAAGCAAGCGCGUGUUCCACGCCAACGCAAAGACUUCAACCUGGCCGGAAGCGGAAGUGUCAAAUCCAACGGCAACAACAACAAUAACAGCAACCACAACAACCUUUAUAAGACUGAGCAACGGCCGUCCAAAAAGGCAGCACAAAAAAUGGCAUCUACUGGCGAAAUUUGGCUGCAAUGGUUCUCAUGCUGUUUCCAACAGCAGCGCUCCCCCUCUCGCCGACCUCAUCAGCGCCUGCGAAUCGAUCGCUCAAUGAUCGGGAAUCCUACGAAUUUCGUGCACACCGGACACAUUGGAUCCGCCGAUGUGGAGCUGUCCGCCAAUCGGCUGAACGCGAUCUCAACUCAAAUGCAGAGCAAGGGCGGCUAUGAGACAAACUCGAUACAUUCGCUGCACGCCUGCUGAUGGAAAACCCCCACAACCAACGGCUAUUAAAAGCAUUUUGUGCAAUUUUCUUCAAAACAACAAGCGAAGUCGAAGAAGAAGAAAAAUAUAAUAACUAUAAAAGAAACACAGCAAUCUUGUAUUUAAAUAAUUGUUUGUUAAACGCGAGUCUGUUAUCAGGCAGCGAUGGUGACUAAUCGAAGGAGGAGAUGGAGGAGCCAACUGCGUGGUUGCUGACGACGGAAAUAGGUUCCACACACCAAGAACAACAACAAGAAGACGAAUGAGAAGCAUGUGGAAUAUGAGAACUGACAAUGGACUCCAUAAUGUACCAGCUACUAUUUACAUAAAGAUCAGGCGAAUUAGCUAUAAGUCGGUACUCUAAACCGAGAACUGUGUAGACAUAAGAACUGUGUAUGCCCUUUUUGUGAGUAUUAUAUUGAUGAAAAAUCACAAAAAAUGUAAAUUUAUAGUCUAAAAACAGUUCAGAGUGAAUCCAAGGUUGGUUUUUUUUCGGUAAUACAUAUUGUACUUAAUGCCAAAACCAGAUCAGUUAAGAUCAUUGUGCAGUUUUUUUUCCUAUAGAGCAUGCGACAUGCAAACAAAAUAUGAAUAAAUGUAACAUCAUUUUCCAUUGUAAAACCCAGAGAACACAACUGCCUUAUUUCGAAUUGCGUAAUGCCACACUGAUCGAGAUGGUAGAUAUAUAUAUAUAUAUAUAUAUGUAUAUGAUGUAUAUGUAUAAUUAAUAGCUAUCUGUAGUAUAUAUCAACUGUUGUGCUCGUUGACUAAGCAAAAAGCAAUUUUACAGAGCUGAUUUAGCAUUUAUAUAAUGUUCAAAACUUUAAAUAAAAAGUAAUAUAAUAAUAUUAAAUUGUCGCACAAUCAAUUUUCCAAAAAGCAGAAAAUAAACAAAAACAAAAUGUAUAAUUUAUGAUAUUUAUAAAACUCGAAUAUUUGUUUACAAAUCAGAAUGAAAGAUAUUGUAACUACUUUUUUAGAGUUAUAUUUACAUAUAUACAAGAAUAUUUAUAAAACCGAUUCAACCAAUGCAGAAUAUAGUAUAGAACGUGUACCUAUAUAGAGAGAGAUCCCCUUUAAACAUUCAUUACAAAUCCACUGCAGUUGUAGAUAUAUAGUAUAUAACUAAGUAAACAAAAAAAAAAAAAAAAAAAAA